AUGCGUGGCGUAGACGUGUGCGCGAGUGCGCGCGCACUUGCGCGUGCGUGCGACAUGCCGCACGCGCCGAAUGUACAUGCGUGUGCUGCAGGGCAGCUGCGCGACGUGGACGCAGUCCUGGCGGAAACGGCCUUGCUGCUGUUUACGCCGUGCAUGCCGUCGGUCGCACAAGCGUUUCGCGCAUUUCUGCCGGAAGUGCUGGUGCGCGCCGCAGCCGCAAACGUUAUGGAGACCUGGUGCAUUUUGGCACAGCUGAUAGGCGCAUUCGAAGAGCUUUUCCCUCUGCUCUCGGCGCUUUGGCGCCCGGAAAUGGCGCUUCCGGACACGGAAGCAGCGCUCUUGGCGCAGUACCGCAUCGGCCGCGCGGUGCCGAGCAUGGCGCAGCGCCUUGCGCUUGACACACUUUAUACCAUCUAUUCAUCCGAGCGCCCUGCAUCCGAGCGCAUGCUUGCACUCGAACUGACAGCCAUGCAGGCGCACAUGCAGCCAGCCGCGCGCGCUGCGCUGCUCGAGACAUGGAUCGGCGCGACGCCUGCGCCGCUUGCGUCUGGCAUAGACGUGCGUGUUCUUCCCAUACAAGAGUCGCAGCGCAUUGCGUCCUUGUGGGAGGGGUGCAUGCCGCUGGUGCCGAGCGCCGAUCCGCUCUUUUUGCGCCCUGAGCACGUAUCCUCUCCUUGGAUUCUUCUCGAAGGCGUGCUGCUAUACGCGCCGGAUGCAGCAACACGCCCCACCACCCUUGUCCCAACGGCCGGCCUUGCCGAUGCCACGCAGGCCAUUGCACUCCACCUUGGCCUGCGUCUGCCCGUGCUCCUCUCUGGCCCUGCCGCGUGCGGCAAAACAGAGCUGGUGCACUACCUCGCUGCACGCAUCCGCGGCAAUGCAAGCACGCCGCCGCUCCUAUCGAUUCAGCUCGGGGACCAGGCGGGCGUGGACGCCAAGCAGCUCAUCGGCUCGUUUGUCUCGAGCACUACCCAGCCAGGCACAUUUACGUGGGUCGAAGGCGCGCUGACCCGCGCAGUGCGACAGGGCGUAUGGGUGCUACUCGAAGACAUUGACAAGGCGUCGGUAGAUGUGCUGAGCACCCUUGCACCGCUUGUCGAGGCGAUGGGCCCCACGAAGCGCAUCGGGAGCAAUCCCGUGCUGGAUCUCGGGCCGCGCGGCACCGUCACUGCGGCGCCUGGCUUUGCGCUCUUUGCCACACGUACUACUACCCCUGCCGCUACAGCCAAGCCUACCUUUAUUACCGCCGAGCACUGGGGCGACGUGACGCUCCCUCUGCUGCAAGACGCCGACAUUCGCGAUAUUCUCCUGCACCGCUUCCCGAUGCUAGCUCCGCUUGGCGACGAGAUGUCGUGUGUUGUGCACGCUUGGGAUGCCGCGCGCCGCGCAAUCGACGGCAUGCAAGGUGCACAUCGCCGCGUUACCUUGCGCGAGCUGAUCAAAUGGUGCGCGCGGAUCGAUGCGAUGCAUGCGCCGAGCAUUCUCGGCCAUCCUGCUGUGCACGAAGACGUAUUUCUCGAUGCCUGCGACCUGUUCCUUGCCGCACGCGCCGACGAGAAAGGCGCGAUGGCCACGCCAAUUGUGCAUGCACUCGCCGACGCGCUGCAGCUCAGCCGCGAGCGCGCUUGGUGGGCUGUUCAGCAGCGCACGCCCGAGCUCGUCGUGCAGUCGGAUACCCUACGCAUCGGCCGCAUUGCGCUGUUGCGGCGUGCGGAAGCAAGUGCGAGUACGGCGCGGUAUGCACUUACGAAGCCCACGCUUGCGCUUAUGGAGCGCGUCGCGGCCGCCAUUGCACAAACCGAGCCUAUCCUGCUUGUGGGCGAGACCGGCACGGGAAAGACAACCAUGGUGCAGCACCUCGCUCAGCUCACAGGCACGCCCAUCACCGUGCUCAACAUGAGCCAGCAGACGGAGAGCGCCGACUUGCUCGGCGCUUAUAAACCCAUCGACCCCAAGACACAAGCCUAUGCACUGCACAACCGGUGGCAGACACUUUUUGAGCAGACGUUCUCGGCGCGGCGCAACGCGCCAUUCCUCGAUGCAGAGCGCAAAGCUUUGGUGCGCCAAAGGUGGGUGCGGCUUGCGAUGCUCUGGCGCGAGUCGGCCAAGAUGGCGGAAGCGGUGCCGCGCGAUGCCGAUGCCGGUGCCGGUACCGAUGCGCGAAAAAAGCGGCGCGUCGAGAGCGACAAGCACGCGUGGGACGCAUUCCUGCGUGAUGUGGACGUGUUCCAUGCGCUGUGUAUCUCCAAGAAGCGCCACGUCAUUUUCCGGUACGUCGAGGGCCCGCUUGUCGCUGCGCUGCGCAAUGGGCACUGGAUCUUGCUCGACGAGAUCAACCUUGCCGCUGCCGAGGCGCUCGAGGCGCUCUCGAUGCUACUCCAGUCGAAAGACAGCAGUGUUGUGCUCACCGAGCGCGGCGACUUGGAAGCAGUAUCCCGCCAUCCCCACUUUCGCCUGUUUGCCUGCAUGAAUCCCGCGACGGAUGUAGGCAAGCGCGAUCUGCAGCCUGCAUUCCGUGCGCGGUUCACCGAGCUGUAUGUCCCCAGUCCGGAUAGCGAUUUGGACGCGCUCGUGCGCAUCGUCGCCAAGUAUAUUGGCGAGGCGAGCGUCGGCGACAAGAGCGCUGUGAUGGACGUUGCGCAGUGGUACACCGAGGUACGCCGCCUCGCGCAGCGCCACGAGAUUGCCGACGGCUGCAAUCAGCGGCCGCACUACUCGAUCCGCACGCUUGCACGCGCCUUGACAUUUGCCGCUGCCAUCACGCCGCAGUAUGGACUGCGUCGUGCUUUGAAAGAGGGCGUUGCGAUGGCGUUCGGCAUGCUCUUGGACGAGCCAAGUGCCGCGCGGCUAUACGUAGCGACCGAGCACCAUCUGCUCGCGCGCGCGAAAGACAGGCGCCGCCUUGCGCCGUCGUUUAUCCCCCCCUCCCCCGGUGACGGCUAUGUUGCGCUCGGCCCUUUUUGGCUCCCGGUGGGCCCGCUCCCGCUCGACGUAGACCAAGGCUAUGUGCUGACGCCGAGUGUAGAGGCGAAGCUAGGGGCCUUGGCGCGCGCGUUGAUCACGCGCCAAAGCCCCAUCCUGAUCCAAGGGCCGACCAGUGCAGGAAAAACGAGCGCGGUGGGAUACCUCGCAAAGCGCACAGGGCACCGAUUUGUGCGCAUCAACAACCACGAGCACACCGACGUGCAGGAGUAUAUUGGGUCGUACAUGGCCAAUGCCGAAGGCCAGCUCGUCUUUACCGAAGGGCUCCUGGUUACCGCGCUUCGCCGCGGCGAUUGGAUCGUCCUUGACGAGCUGAAUCUCGCGCCGACCGACGUCCUUGAGGCGCUCAACCGACUCCUGGACGACAAUCGCGAGCUGCUAAUCCCCGAUACGGGCGAGGUGGUGAAGCCGCAUCCCCACUUUAUGCUCUUUGCUACACAGAAUCCCCCGGGCGCCUACGCGGGCCGCAAAAUCCUCUCGCGCGCAUUUCGCAACCGUUUUGUGGAGCUGCACUUUGACGACGUGCCGCAGGAGGAGCUCGCAGCGAUCCUGACGCACCGGUGCAAGAUUGCGCCGACCUAUGCGCUGAAAAUCGUGCAGAUCUUCACCGAGCUCCAGCGCAGGCGCGAGUCGGAGCGCGUUUUUGAGAAGAAACAAGCGUUUGCGACGCUGCGCGACCUCUUCCGCUGGGGCGCACGGCCCAUGGUGGGCAACGAGCAGCUCGCGGAGACGGGCUACAUGCUCCUUGCCGAGCGCGCGCGCCACGAACGAGACCGUGCGGCGGUGCAGGCAGUCCUCGAAGAGGUGCUCCGCGUCAAGAUCCCCCCCGACCUGUACGAUUUCGGGAUGCACGGUACGGUCGCCGCGCAGCUCGGUGCCGAUCGAAUGCGCGCUUUGCACGAUGCUGCGGCUGCGUUUGGGGUGGUGUGGACGUAUGCCAUGCGCCGCCUGGUGCUCCUCUCCGCGCUCGCCAUCCAUCACCACGAGCCCGUGUUGCUCGUCGGCGACACGGGCACGGGAAAAACAACCGCGUGCGACAUGCUCGCGCUUGGUUUUGGGUGCACGCUGUGCUCGUUCAACUGCCACCAGAAUACCGACAGUGCCGACUUGAUUGGUGGGCAGCGCCCCUUGCGCAACCGCGCGGCGCUUGCGGCGGAAGCCUCGGCGCUUGCGGCAGAAGCACUCGGCGCAGCGUACGACCCGGCGCUGCCGGUCGACGAGCAGCGAGACGCGCUCGCCGCAGCGCAGAAAGCAGCGCCGUCGCCUGCGCUCGAGCGCGCGCUGUGCGCGAUGCGCGACGCCCACGCGCUAUUUACGUGGGUCGACGGGCAGUUGGUGCGUGCGAUGCGCCAAGGCGACCACAUGCUUCUCGACGAGAUUUCGCUAGCGGACGACAGCGUGCUGGAGCGCCUCAACAGUGUGCUUGAGAGCGAGCGUGAGCUGGUGCUUGCGGAAAAGCCAGGCACGGACGUUGUGGUGCGUGCAGCGCCGACGUUUGCCAUGCUCGCCACCAUGAACCCCGGCGGCGACUACGGAAAAAAAGAGCUCUCGCCCGCGCUCCGCAACCGCUUCACCGAGAUCUGGGUGCCGCCGGUCGACCGCGAUGCCGACCAAGCCGUGAUCAUCGCGGCGCAGCUCGGGGGCACCGCACUCGGUGCAUGGACCGAGCCCAUCCUCGAGUUUGUGCGCUUUUUCGCGGCGCAGCUCGGCGGCGCAGAGCAUACUGGCCUGGGGGUGCGCGACUUGGUAAACUGGGCGUCGUUCAUGCGCGGGAUGUCAGACAUGGAGCCAGCGCUUGCGUUUGCGCACGGCGCGGCGAUGGUCGUGAUGGACGGGCUCGGUGCGCUGCCCGCGUUGGCGGCCAUGUCGCAAAGCAGCCUUGCACAGCUGCGCGCGCGGUGCUACGCCAAGGUGAAUGCGCUCAUCGCGCCUGCUACGUUUGACCCCCACGCGCCUGCUUUGCGCACCGUGCACGACACGCCGCACGCGCUGCACAUCGGCCCCUUUGCGCUCCCGAAAGCACACCAUCCAGCGGCGCCGCCCCCGUUUGCGCUCCACGCGCCGACCACGGCGGAGAAUGCAUUGCGUGUUCUCCGCGCGUGUGCAGUGCCGCGGCGCAGCGUGCUCCUCGAAGGCAGUCCCGGUGCGGGCAAGACGAGUUUGAUCGAGACACUCGCCGCGCUCACGCAGAAUGCGCUGGUGCGCAUCAACCUCUCUGCGCAGACAGAGCUCGCCGACUUGUUUGGUGCAGAGCUGCCUGUGGAAGGCGCGCGCGCGGGCGUGUUUGCGUGGCGCCCUGCCGCAUUCCUCGAGGCCAUGCAGAGCGGCGGAUGGGUGCUGCUCGACGAGAUGAACCUUGCGUCGCAAACGGUCCUCGAAGGCCUCAACCCCGUCCUGGACCACCGCGGCACCGUGUUUAUUCCCGAGCUCGGCCGCACCUUUGAGCGCCAUGCCCAUUUCCGCGUGUUUGCCGCACAAAAUCCGCAGCACCAGGGCGGCGCGCGAAAAGGGCUGCCCAAGUCGUUUUUGAAUCGGUUUACCAAGGUGCACGUCGCCGCGCUUACUGGCGAGGAUAUGCUCACCAUCUGCUCCGACCUGUACCCUGCCGUGCCACGCACGAUGCUCGAGCGUAUGGUGGCCUUCAACAGCGCCCUGGCGUGUGCGACCGACCAAGGACUCGGCCGGAUCGGCGCGCCGUGGGAGUUCAACCUGCGCGACCUGCUCCGCUGGCUCACGCUCCUCCACGCGACGCUGGGCCUUCCCGCGAAAGAGGUUGUAGACCAUGUCGGCGCGCUGUACAUGCGCCGGUUCCGCACGCAAAAGGACAGGCUCGCCGCUGCUGACCUCUUUCAAGCGUCGUUUGGCUACGCACCGCCCAGCGAGCUCGUGCCGGUGCUGCUGGGGCCGCACGCGGCGCUGCUGGGCCACACGUUGCUCGCACAAGCCGACGCGCCGCAGGAUGCACAAGCCGCGACGACUGCCCUCGCCCCCACCCUGUCCGUCGCGAUGGAUGCCGCUGCGAAAAGCGUCCGUCUUGGAUGGCUCACCAUUGUAACGGGCCAUGCGGGCGCUGGCAAAACGCGUUUUGUCCGCGCCCUCGCAGACAGCGCCGGCGCAGCGCUGGAGGUGGUGCGUCUGAGCCCCGCCUCGGACACGACCGAGAUCCUCGGCACGUUCGAACAGCGCGAUCCGGCACACCUCUUGCACAAGGCACACGUGCUGCUUGCCGAUGCACUGCGCCGCAAAAGCGCGGCGCUCGCAUCCAUGCGCGGCGCUGCAACGCACCUCGCCGCACUCACACACCUCGCCGCACGCACACACACGAAUUUGAGCGCCGCCGUGGAUAUCGCGCGCACACAUCCGCUGCUCGAGCAUGUGCACGCACCACUCACCGCCUUGUGGGAGCAGUACGUUGAUGCUAAGCGCCACGCGUCCGGCCACUUUGACUGGGUCGACGGGCCGCUCGUGCGCGCGGCGGCGCAUGGCGCCUGGCUCCUCUUGGAGAAUGCGAAUCUGUGCUCGGCAUCCGUGCUCGAUCGGCUCAACUCGCUCUUCGAGCCGCACGGGAGCCUGUCUCUCAGCGAGCGCGGCAUGGUCCACGGCGCGAUUCCAGUCGUGCGCCCCCACGCCCAGUUCCGUGUGUUUAUGACCGUCGAUCCGCGUCACGGCGAGCUCAGCCGUGCGAUGCGCAAUCGCGGCAUGGAGCUGUGGCUCGAUCCCGUGCAUGUUGCGCGCAUUGCGCCCAUGGCGCGGUGCCUGCCGCCGCUCGCGGAGAAGAGUUUGGUGCACGCCGCGGUGCGGGCGCAUGCCAUGCGCCGCGGCCUGCUCGGUGCGCCUGUUUUUGAUGCGCGCUCCGUGCAGCUCAGCGCAUGGAGCGAGCCUGGGCUGGACGCGGUCGCUACCGUGCUUGCGCUCGACGGCGGCCGCGACGGCGAUUGCGACGGCGUGCUCACCUACGCAGCACAGGCAUUGUCCCGGCACGAACUGGCGCUCUUGGCGUACGCCAUCCCUGCGCGACCGAUGCAGUGCAUCUCGCGUGCGCUUGACGCUGUGCAAGACGCCAUCGCGCACCGCGGCGCAGCCAUGCUUGCCGACGGCGCACUCCCCGACGCCGUGAGCAUGCUUCCUGCCGAUACACGCCGCAUGCCACGCACCCCGAGCGACCAGGUGGCGGAGCGUAUUCGAGUGCAGAUUGCCGCCUCGCUGAUGAUCGAGCGCCUGCAGGCGCCAAUGCCAGAGAGUCUCUUGGCCGCGGCGAUGGAACGGCCCGCGGAGCUGCCUCCGGUGCUUGCGGCGAUGCCCGCGCUUUUGUCGGGCAUCGCACGCCUCGUGCUGCACAGCGGCGGGGAACAAGCAUGUGCGACGCUGAUGGACGCGUGCCAUGUGCUGUACGCUGCGGCAACGUCCACGGAAGCCGACUACUCCUUGGUCCACGUACUUUUGCGCACGCUGCGCAAGCUGCUCACGGCGCUGCAUGCAGCGCCGUUGCUGGCCAUGCUGCAGUCCAUGGAGGCGUCGCGCCAUGCGACGCGCGGCGCUGCCAUGCAGGCGCUCUGGAGCGCUCUUCUUUUUCCCGUGCCUGCCACGGCGCUCGGGGCCAUUGGUGCGCUGGAGCCAGUGGCCGAGCAGCCUAUCGGCGGCGCGCGUGGCAAGACCAUGCUGGAGGUACUCGCCACGCUGCACCUGGCCAACGAUGCAUGGGCGGCGGAGCAGCGCGAGACGCUGUGCAGCAUGGCGCGCCAGAUGGAGUCGUUUGCGCCGGACGCCCAUGCGUGCGAGUAUCCCUACACCCAACAGAUCCUCCCCCUCUUGGUAUGGACGAUUUGUGCGGCGCCGCUGGAGAAGGAUGCGCGGCUCGCGCAUGCGCUGAGCAUGGCGCACAAGCACGCGAUACCUCCCGCGCUCCUUGUCCCUGCAAAGCUCGCGGCAUGGUCGUGGUCUGGCGAUAACCCCGUGCUUGCUUUCAGGAACGUGCGCCUGUUGUGGCACAAGGCAAGUCCCGCGACGCUCUUCAGCGCAGCGUUCCUCUGCACCACUGUCGCAGCACUCGGCGAGCGGCGCAUCCCACUAGCGACGUGGCCAGCGUACUGCGAGAGCACCACGGCGCUGGCGAUCGAUGUCAACGCUGCGUUGGCCCCGGCGACGCCCACGUACAGUGCUGGCCUCGUCGCGCUCCUCGGCGCGUUUAUGCGGUGGACGAGCGGCGUGCUGUGCAGUGCGAUGACGUCCUCAGCGGCGGACGCGGGCGCGGGCGCAGCGGAUCCAGCGCCUGCACUGCCAUCUCCAGCACGCGCCGCGGCCGCAUUGCAGGCGUUGGAACAGGACGCAGCGCCUGCGACCAUCCUCGACGCAGUCCAAAGUGCUCUCGAGCACAUGGACGCCUCCAUGCCGCUGUACAGUGUCUUGCAAGCGUGGCACUCGGUGCUCCACGCCGCGCUUCCCGCCUUUGACACGGCGCACGGCGAAAUGGCCCUGGGCCGUGCGUGGAUAGCGCUGGGCUCGUUUUUGCUGCACAUCUACAUUCCCCCCGUCCCGCUGGAUCCCGUCGCGGAAGCGCACGCACAAACGGCGCUUGCGUCGCACACCGCGGCGCGCCUCGAAGCGAGCGCCGCGCUGGAAGAAAAGGCCGCGGCGCUGCGCAUGGGAUGCGGCUCGCCGCUCCUCGACGCGCUUCGCCAAGCUGUGCACGACGCACACGCGCACGCGCAGCAAAAGCAGACGCGCGUCGAGCGCGGCGCCAACACUGCACAGCUCGCGCGCCUGCAUCGCGAGCUCACUUCGUUUGUCGAGCAAGUGCUUGCGCCGGAGAAGCUCGAGCGCAUUGCCGCGGCAGGGACCGCAGACGAAGAGCAGUCGUUGCAGAGCUCGAUGCACGCAUUCGGCGGCCGCCUUGCGCGCCACUACGCUGCCAUGGCCGAUCUCGUCGCGCCUGUGCUCCUUGGCCUCGACCACAUCCGCCUGGGCCUGCGCAUCUGCAGCACCGCCCUUGCGCCGCGCGCAACCCAGCGCUAUACAAUGCUCCACGCCGCGACGCAAUUUCCCAUGAUUGCCGCGGCGUCUGCGCUGCGUUCAGAGCGCAUGGCGCGCUCUUCAGCAGGCGCCCUGCCGCAGCUCCUCGCGAGUCUGGCCAGUGUCGCGCUGGAAUCGAGCAUCCAUCUCCCUGUGGAUGUAGACGCAGUGUACGCGCCGCUUUACCUCCUCUGGGCGCAGCAGCGCGAGGCGCAGCAGCAAGCCGAGGCGGAAAAAGCGCAGCUGUACACCUACCGCGGCGCGCCAGACGAGACAGAAGAGCAGGCCGCGCUGCACGCCGAGAUGCGCGCGCUCUUUCCCGUGUAUGAGGACGCGCUGGAAGAAGCGCAUGUCGAGACACGGCCCCAAUCGCUCGACGCGGAACACUUGCUCGUGGUGUACGAUAUGCACCGCAUGCUCUUUCCCAGCACGCUGCAGCUGCCCACGGCACGCAGUGCGCCCAGUGCUACCGACGUAUUCGAGACGAAGCGCGACGCGCUGGUCUGCCACAGCGUCGCCGUGGCUCCGCAUGGCCUGCAUGCAGCGCUCGAUGCACAAAGCGCCGCGUGGCAGGCCAUGGCACUCCUUCGCCGCACCGCGUCUGGUACGCGCCGGCGCAACUUUUACCACGACGCCGACCCCGCGCAGGUUGCGCACCUUGUGCCGAUCCUCGAGCGCCUCACGCAUCGCGUCGCUGCAUUGAUGUGCGAGUUUCCCGAGCAAGUCCAGCUUGCGGAACUGCGCGAGCGGUGCAUGCGUGUCGCGCAGCUCGACAUUGGCUCGCCGCUUGCGCGCCUCGUGUCGGCCAUCGAGCAGCUGCUCACGCACGUCGACGACUGGGAGGCGUAUGCGUCGAGUGCCGUAUCGCUCCGUGCGUACGCCGCCGAGCUUUCGGCGCUGGUCGUGCAGUGGCGCAAGCUUGAGUUGGAAAGCUGGACCCACCUCUUGGACGACGAGGCGGCUGCAGAAGAGGCGAGCGUAGCGCCGUGGUUCUUUAGCCUGUACGAGGCAGUGACGCAUGCUGCGCAUCCAACUCCCGAGCUGCUUGCGCUGCUUGUAGGCUUCGUGCGCGGCAGCACGGCCGGGCAGCUCUGUGCGCGCCUCGAGCUCCUCGAUUCCUUUGGGCGCUACACGCAGGCGGAGGCCGCGCCGCGCUCUGCGCGCGCGCACUUGGCGCACCUCUUGCAGAAUAUCGCUGCCUAUUUUGCGCAGUUCGUCCCCAAGGUGGUGCAGCACACGGCCAAGCAGCGCGCGCUUUUGCACCGCCAAGUGUCCGACUUUGUGCGCCUCGCAUCGUGGAAAGACGUGAAUGUGUACGCGCUACGGCAAAGUGCCCAAAAGACGCAUGCCUACCUGCACCGCACGCUGCGCAAGUUUCGCGAGGUGCUGCGUACGCCGGCGGAUGCGCUGCUGGUGCUUGGCGCAGAAGAGCGGCCGCUCGUCGGAGCAAAAACCUUGCUGGGCGAUUCCGCGGAUGCAUUUGCGCAACUCGGCGCACUUGCAAAGCCCGCGCCGAGCCAUGCGCCGCAGCAGGAUGCGCCGCGCCACUUGCAGGAUGCACAGCGCACCGCAGAGCACCUGUAUGCACUGACCACCGAGCACCUUCUUCCGCACAUUCGCGCCGUGCACAACAGCGAAGAUUUGCUAGAUUUUGCCUCGCUUAUUCUCGACACGGCCGACGACCUUGCGAAGCGCACGCCGCUGCUUGCCACGGCCGCGAAUGCGAAACUGAUCAAGCGCCUCGGCACAGAAAAGCGGCGCGCAUGGGCGGAUCUGCUCAAAGCGCUGCGCAGCAUUGGACUCACGCCGUUUGUCUCCGUGGAGAUCUUUGCGCAGAAUCGCGACGCGGUCCAGAUGUAUGGAUUCGAGCCGCUGCCGUCGCUUCCUGGCCUUGAACUCGAGGCUGUUGAGCAGUACCAUCGCGCGCUGCUCGCCCAGCUCGAGCGUUUGCGGAGCGCUGUCCAAGCGCCCCAAAGCGAUCUUUCCCCGCAGGAUCUCCAGCGUGGUCUUGCUUUUGUCGAGUACGGCGCACAUCUCGCUUUUCUUGCACGCCGCCGUCUUGCGCACUUUGUGCAAGGCGCAUCGCCGCUAUUUGCGCUGCAUACACGCUUUGCACACCUCGCACAGUCAGACUCUGUCGUGCCGCUCGCGUCUCCGUCCCAUGCACUGGCUGCCAUGCGCAAGCUAUGCCAUGCUUUGCAGCAAUUCAUUUACGAAGCACCGCGCCAGCUCGACGCCUCCGUCUUGCGAGGGACUCCUGAUUGGGAGGCGGUGCGCGACGUGCAAAGCAGGUGCAGUGCUCACUGCGCGCAGCUCGCUGCGCUCGACCAGACGGUGCGGGAGACGCUGCCGAUGGGAACGCGCGACGAGCAUGCGAUGCUUGCCGCGUGUCCUACGCUCUUGGACGAGACGCACACCGUGAUGGCGACGCUUGGGCGCAAUGCGCCUGGUCUGCUGCUGCUCACUGUGCCGCUGUGUGCGUGGCUCAAAGCGCAGCGGCUAGCAACGCCGCUGCGUGCUGAGGCAAACGACUGCCAGGCUAUUUCAGACAAGAUCCGGUCCUCGAUUCUUGUGAUUGCACAGGAAGUGCGCAGUGCCGAUGGCUCGACUCCUUCCGACACGAUCCGCGAUCGCGCCGUGUUGGACGAAGUCGCGCGGAUGCACGCGCUCGAUCGGAUCUUGAAACCACACGCGGUAGUUGAGGCGGUCCAUUCGCUCGGUGCGAAUGCAUCGCUGGACAUUGUGCGGCAAAUUGCGCUUUUCCUUGGGCCGUACGCGCGCAUGGUAUGGGCGCAUGCACAAACGGUCUCGUUGUGGAUCCGAUCGCUGCUGCGCCUCUCCCUCGUGCUGACUGUGGUUGUCAAUACACUGGCAACAAAAGGAUUCUGUGCGCCGCCAGAGCAAGAAGACGCGACGGACGAUACACAGGGCGAUGAAGGCGGUGAAUUGGAGGGCGGUACAGGUCUCGGCGAAGGAGCCGGCGCAAAAGACGUCAGCGAUACACUCCAGGAUGACGAGCAGAUGGAGGAGCUGCAACAGGACGGCGAGGAGGAAGAGGACGAGACGCAUCAUGCUGACAAGGCGCGUGAGAUGGACGAUAUGGAUGGCGAGACCCACAGUGUAGAUGGCGACGGAGAGCAGGACGGGGAUGAGGAAGGCGAAGAGGAAGAGGAAGCGCUGCAGGAUCAAGUGGGAGAUGUCGAUCCACUCGAUCCCGAUGCUGUCGACGAAAAGAUGUGGGCAGAGGAGCAUGCGGAGGAGAAGCCUGGAGAAAGUGAAGCGGCGGGCGGCGCCGAAGAGGACCGUGAGCAAGCUGGCGAUCGGAACGAUGCGUCGGAGCCCAAAGCAGGGGAAGAGGACGCAGACGCAGACGCAGACACAGAUGCAGAUGCAGAUGCAGAUGCAAAUGCAGACGACGCGCCGGAAGAGCCAGAAGCAGAGGUAGAGGAUAUGCCCGAGCAGAACCAAGGACUGGGCCGUGCAUUGGACCAGGAGGCGCAAGAGCAGGAGGACUUGCAGAUGGAAAAUCUUGAUAUGAAUGCCGAGGACGAAAAUGAAAGCGGUAGCGACGUGCUGAGCGAUUUGGAUCCCCUAGAGGAGCCCGGCGCGGACAUUGCCGACGAUGUGGACAUUGCCGACGAUGUGGACAAUGCCGAUCAAAAUAUGGACAAUGCACAUGAGGCUGAUGCUGAGAACGAUGUGCAAGAAGACAAGAAUGAGGAUAAGGGUGAGGACAAGGAAGACGGCAAAGAAGACGGCAAAGAAGAGAGCAAGGAAGAGAGCAAGGAAGAGAGCAAGGAAAACGGCAAAGAUGAAGAGGACCUAUUCCAUGCCCCCUUUCAAACAUCUCCGCGCCCCCCCUCUGAGCGCCCAGAAAAGCCACAGCCAGCGCCCAAACAGCCGCGUCCAUCAGCGCUACGCGAUACCCACGACGCCGACCAAGAUGGCGACGGCGACGAGACCGGCGCGGCGUCGGGACCCCAAGAAACAGUCGAGGGCGACGCUGGCUUCCAAGGCGCAUCUGUCCCUGAAACGCACGGCGCUGAGCCAGAGCACGGCCGCAGCAAUGAAGAUGACGAUGCCGUGCAAGACGCUCCAGAGCGUGCGAAUCCCAUCGAGAGUCUCGGCGACUCGCUGCAGCAGUUCCGCCGGGACAUGGCCGCGAUUUGCGAUGCAUCCACCGAUGCACAGGACGACUCGCAGCUGCCCGACGCCAGUCAAGUCGAGCAUAUUGCCGACGACCAGGACGCAGAUACGCAAGCGCUGGGCGCCGCAAGCGAGCAGCAAGCCCAAGCAAUGAAACAGCUUUCCAUGCAGGACAAAGACGAGGGCAGCCAGGCCAUGGACGAAGAGCCCAUGCACGAUACCCCCCAGCCCCCCCAGUCCCCCCAGCACGACGACAUGCCUCAAGACGGCGCCGCUGCACGCGCUGCGCGCCCCGAUGGCGGCCUCACUGCUGCCGACGUCCAAUCCGAAGCGCACGAUGCCGAGCCACAACGGGUCGAGCGCGAAGAGCAAAUCGAGCCGCGCUCGGAGGAACAGCGCGCGGAAGAAAAUGAGCUUGUGAAGGAAGCGCUUGCGGCGUUUAGCAGCGACGGCGACCUUGCUCAAGCCUCGGAACUGUGGCGCUCGUACUCCAUGCUCACCAUGGACCUUGCGUUUGGCCUCUGUGAGCAGCUGCGCUUGAUCCUUGCGCCGACGUUGGCGACGCGCCUCAACGGCGACUACCGCACCGGCAAGCGCCUCAAUAUGCGCAAGAUCAUCCCCUUUAUUGCCUCGGACUUUGCCAAAGACAAGAUAUGGCUCCGCCGCACCAAGCCAAGUGCGCGAGAGUACCAAGUGCUACUUGCCAUCGAUGACAGCAAGAGCAUGGCCGAGAGUCGCAACAUUCACCUUGCCUACCAAACGCUUGCACUUGUCGCCGGCGCACUGACGCGCCUGGAAAUUGGCGACAUUGCCAUUUGUCGAUUCGGCGAGGAGGUCCAAAUGCUGCACGAGUUUGGCGGGCAGCCGUUUAGCGAUCGGCACGGCGGCGAAAUGCUCCAUGCGCUGCGCUUCCAACAGACGGGCACAGACAUGCACGCGCUGCUGGACACAAGCCUAGCCGUGCUCCAAACUGCACGAAGCACACGCUCUUCGUCGUCGGCGGAUCUCUGGCAGCUCGAGAUCAUUAUCUCGGACGGUGUUUGCCAGGACCACGACCGACUCCGUGCACAGCUGCGUCGGGCCCAGGAAGAACGGGUGAUGCUCGUGUUUGUCAUUGUGGAUGCCGGCGCAGAUGAGCAAGGCGAAGCAAACGCGCCGCCACGCAGCUCGAUUCUCACCAUGAACCAAGUCAACUACCACACGGACGCCGCCGGAAAACUCCAGCUGGAGAUGAAGCGGUAUAUUGAUACAUUCCCUUUUGAUUACUACGUCAUUGUGCGCGAUGUUCAGUCGCUCCCGACAGUGCUCGCUACGACAUUGCGGCAGUGGGCAGAGCGCGUGCGCGAUGCAUAG
Molecule: messenger RNA, 14490 nt
Organism: Malassezia vespertilionis
Lineage: Eukaryota; Fungi; Basidiomycota; Malasseziomycetes; Malasseziales; Malasseziaceae
Exons: 1
Coding region: 1-14490 (4829 amino acids)
Biological process (GO): rRNA processing; ribosomal large subunit assembly
Cellular component (GO): preribosome, large subunit precursor; nucleus
Molecular function (GO): ATP binding; ATP hydrolysis activity
Source: RefSeq, a predicted model, not a curated record